AUGAAGUACAACAGGCAGGUAACCUCCUCCAGGAGGAAAAACAGGAAGAGGCAUUUUAGCGCACCGUCGCACAUUAGGCGAGUACUUAUGUCUGCGCCUCUCUCAAAGGAAUUAAGACAGAAAUUCAACGUAAAAUCCAUGCCUAUUCGCAAAGAUGAUGAAGUUCAGGUUGUGCGUGGUCACUACAAAGGUCAACAAGUUGGCAAAGUAGUCCAGGUGUACCGUAAAAAAUUUGUUGUGUACAUUGAAAGGAUUCAACGUGAAAAGGCCAAUGGAGCUAGUGCAUAUGUUGGCAUCCACCCUUCAAAGUGUGUAAUUGUCAAAUUAAAAAUGAACAAGGACCGUAAGGCAAUCCUCGACCGCAGAGCAAAGGGCAGACUAGCGGCCUUGGGCAAAGACAAAGGAAAAUACACAGAGGAGACUGCCACAGCCAUGGAGACCUCGUGA
Parnassius mnemosyne (clouded apollo) is the source of this 447-nucleotide messenger RNA. The record is from the annotation of a GenBank genome assembly. NCBI's taxonomy places the organism in Eukaryota, Metazoa, Arthropoda, Insecta, Lepidoptera, Papilionidae.